This is a messenger RNA of Alternaria alternata, 1386 nucleotides long. Its product is annotated as GPI mannosyltransferase 2. Gene Ontology annotation, molecular function: GPI mannosyltransferase activity; alpha-1,6-mannosyltransferase activity. Bases 1 to 1386 code for a protein of 461 amino acids. NCBI's taxonomy places the organism in Eukaryota, Fungi, Ascomycota, Dothideomycetes, Pleosporales, Pleosporaceae. The record is from RefSeq and is a predicted model, not a curated record. Gene Ontology annotation, cellular component: endoplasmic reticulum membrane; mannosyltransferase complex. The transcript is spliced from 3 exons. Gene Ontology annotation, biological process: GPI anchor biosynthetic process.
AUGAACACGUUUGGCCUUAGUGGCAAGGGACGGAUCACGCAACUGAUCACCAUCUUCUGUCUGUGGAAAGCAUUGCUUCUCUUGCUUGCAGCGUUCUGUCCAGGUCCUGGCUAUGACACCUCCGCGCUCAUAUUGUUCGACACGUACUAUCGACGGCACCAUGAAUUCACCCUUUUCGCUCGACAUGAGCGUCUCGCUCUCAACCUACUUCGUUGGGAUGCACUGUACUUUGUGAAAGCAGCUGAGCGGGGUCUGUUCCACGAGCAAGCGUGGGCCUUCAGCGGGGCGUAUUCGUAUCUUCUGAGACUAACCGGUCAAUUCAUGGCUGGUAAUACACAGGCCUCCCUGCACUACUAUGUCCUGGCCGGAAUCAUCCUUUCUAGCGUCUGCCACCUUCUCUCUGUGCUAGUGCUGUAUCGCCUUUUGACCUUGGUUCUGGAACCACAACGGCGACAGAUCAUCCCAUUCAUCGCCGCUGUCUUGCAUAUUCUGACACCAGCAUCUCUGUUCAUGUGUGCACCUUAUGCGGAAGCCAUGUUUUCACUGCUGAAUUUUGUGGGGAUGCUCUUCUACGCUCAAUCUCGAGCUUCAGUUGGAACAGGAAUGUCUUCAAUCCAAGAGGAUCUCCAGAAACUUGGCUCUGGCCUUUGUUUUGCUGCAGCAACACUCAUGCGGAGUAAUGGCCUACUGAGUGGCGUCAUUCUCUUAUACGAUGUUGCAAGGUACAUGCCUUUGGUUCUUUCUGCGCAGUUAAGUAUGCGUGAUUUGCGAAGGAUUACCGUCACAUGUGUGGCUGGCAGUCUUAUAGCGUUGGCAUUCGUUGGGCCGCAGGUUCUGGCAUAUGCGGAAUUCUGUGACCGAGAGCAAGGCUCUGGAACCAGGCCGUGGUGUGACAAGAGCUUCCCAAGCAUUUACUCGUGGGUACAGAGCUACUAUUGGAACGUAGGACUCUUCCGCUACUGGACUCUAUCAAACCUGCCCUUGUUUUUACUAGCGGCCCCUGUUUUAUGGCUGCUUCUUACAUCGAGUGUUACCAUUCUCCGCAGCGGCGUCCAGCACCCGUUACAUGGGCGCCCCGUACCCCGGACUAGUGGAACAACCAAACCCAGGGAUGGAACCUCCGCGAUAUGCAAGCUACCGGAAUUAGCCCUACCACAGCUAAUACUGGCUGUAACGGCCGUUACCAGUUUCCAUGUCCAGAUUGUAAACCGAAUCGCUUCCGGUUAUCCGAUGUGGUAUCUUGUUGUGGCUACGUGGUUGGCAGACUCGCAAAGCACAAUUCGUACAGAAAAAGAAUCGCAGAAGACAAGAUGGUAUAUUCAAGGUGGUAUCAUAUAUUGCUUGGUUCAGGGGAUGCUAUAUGCCAACUUUCUCCCGCCAGCCUGA